This is a messenger RNA of Aedes aegypti (yellow fever mosquito), 2182 nucleotides long. Its product is annotated as UPF0668 protein C10orf76 homolog. The record is from RefSeq and is a predicted model, not a curated record. Gene Ontology annotation, cellular component: cytosol. Gene Ontology annotation, biological process: regulation of Golgi organization. The transcript has 9 exons. NCBI's taxonomy places the organism in Eukaryota, Metazoa, Arthropoda, Insecta, Diptera, Culicidae. Bases 117 to 2147 code for a protein of 676 amino acids.
GACGUUUUGUCAGUCGAGUUGUGUCUUUCCUUUCGUCCGGGUGUGAACGAUUUUUCUCCUGCGUGUGAAUUUAAAUCGCAUUUUGCGUGCCGCGACAAAUCAUUCAUUAACCGGAAAUGGCCACACGAAAACGAUCCGGUUCCGGUUCCAAGCGCCCGAAGGAAAAGGUCGUUUACAUCUACGAGCUUUUGCUGCACGGAGCAAACGCGGAUCAAAACAAACAGAACUUCUGGGACGAGUUUUUCUUGCUUCAGCCAAACACGGAAGCCUUCGAGUCGGAGCUGCAAAAAUUGGAUUCGUCAAAGCUUUGUGCGGCCAAAUCAAACCUUCUGCUUCUGCUGGAGAAAUGUGUGGAUAUUAUGGACGUGAAUGAUGUCAAAAGAACUCACAAUGCCCUGAUUACGCUUAGCAUCCUUACUUAUACGAUGUUUAAAAAGUACAGCAAUUCCGAAGAUGGAAGCGUCGAAAAUAUGUUUGCCGAGUUUCGACUUUGCGACGUGGAAGAACAUAUCAAAAAGUUGGUGGAGAAAAUCAAGGAACUGAUCAUCUGCGAUAACUCGGACACGUUGCGGUUCUACUGCCUCAAGCUGCUGUUUAUUGUCGGUUCCGGGACGGACAAUUUGGACGAUAAUCUGCUGCUCGAGUACAUCAUGUCGAACAAUUUGUUCGACUCUCUGAAAAAGGUUCUGAGCGAUUCGACGGCACGGCUGGAACACGGACACGAUAUCGUGAUUCUGUUGGCACUUUUGGUUAACUACCGAAAGCAUGAUGCUACAAAUCCAUACGUUGUAAAAUUGUCUCUGCUGGACGACGAACUUGCGCUUCACGGCUUUGGACACGUGAUAUCUGCCACAUUGUUCGAAUUCAUUAAACAACAAACUACAAACGUACUAGCAGUACAAAACAACUCUUGGAUAAGUUCGCUAUCCUCGAUGGUAGGAAACAUGUUCCUCUCUGACGAAGUGGACGAAAAGAUGUAUCAAAUCAGACAAAAUAAUGCCUUGCUGUUAGCACUGUACGAAGCAGUGCAUUUGAACAGAAACUUUAUCACUACAUUGGCCACCACUCAAGCAGAGUCAAGUUCGCCGCCCUCGCCGUCAAACACCCUCAAUAGUCAUCAUUCCAUCAGCGACCUCUCGUCAGCGCCUAUCAUCGACGUGACGCAGUAUCCAACGAAUUUACUAGUGGCCGUAUUUCAGUACUGCUCGGUUGUUAUGAUGGAUCAUAAGAACGAAUCGAGUGCCGUAAAUCUGAAGCUGUGUUUCAUAAUCCUAACAUGCAUAUCGGAGGAUCAAUAUGCCAAUUCGAUGAUGCAUGACUCGAACCUGACAUUCAAGAUAUUCCUCCACAGAGCACACAUGCGCCAUAGAAAAGCGACCACUGACCGAGCCUCGCGGCCACAACCACUAGCUGCAACAUUAUUAGAUUUGCUUGUUGAGUUUAUUGUUUCCCACUUUAUGAAAAAGUUUCCAAUGGAGUUGUACUUGCUGUGCACCGGAAUCAUACAUCGCGUUAUCGUCUAUCAAAAGCGCUGCCGCGUACGACUUAUAUAUCCUUGGAAGGAACUGUGGACGGCCCUAAUAAGUCUACUUAAGUUUAUCGUUUAUCAGGAGCAAACGUUAGUUAAAAAGUGUAACAUAUUUCAUCUAGCUAUUCAGGUUGUUAAUAUCUUCAAUCUUUUUAUCACAUAUGGUGAUACCUUUUUGGCAACUACCAGUAGCUACGAUGAGCUGUAUUACGAACUGAACAGGGAAGAGAAAGUAUUUAGUGAGAUUCACGCUAUGGUUCUACGGUAUACCACGAUUGAAGAGUGCGAAUACAAAGAAGAUGUAUUUAAGCUUUUGAAUUCGAUGGUGAAUAUUUUGGCAAUCAUCAAGCAUUUUCAGAUAAAAAUCAAAGAGUGGCUAUCUGCUGAAUCUUUAUCCACCCCAACGGAGGAGCAAAUAUUGGCCCAAAUACAGAAAAACUACGAUCUAACCUUGAAGCUGCAGGACUCCUUGGAGUUUUUCGAAAGGUACACGGAAAAACCACAUGAUCUAUUUUUCCGAAAUUUGGUAAAGGAUGUAGUCAUUGAUACUCGAAAAUCAGUGUAUAACGUGAUAAAGAACUAUAACGCCAACAAAUCAAAAGAAAUUUACGAACAAUAAUUUUCCGUUUUAUUUUUAUUGUGAUCCGAAAUCUC